AUGGCCACCAGAUUCAACAAGCAUGUCCCGCACACCAUCUUCGUCAAUCUCAAAUCCACCGUCAUCGACAAAGUCUAUGACACCUAUCGUCAACUUUUCCACCCCGAACAACUCAUCUCCAACAAGGAAGAUGCUGCCAACAACUUUAUGUAUCGGACUGUUAAGAACACUAACAAACUUGUAGCUUCUUCAGGAGGGUCUAUUCUCGGAUUGAAGUUUCUAGAUCCCCUUGCUGAACUUCUCGUCUCAGGCAUGAUUUUGAAAGCUGGAGCUGAAACAGGAAACUCAUCCACAACUAAUUUUGAUGACAAUGACCCUAGGAAUGAGUGUGUCAUAUGCAUGACUGAACCAAAGGAUACUACUGUUUUACCUUGUCGACAUAUGUGUAUGUGCAAUGAGUGUGCAAAUGCUCUUCAACAUCAAUUCAAUAAAUGCCCUAAAUGCCGACAACCUAUUGAGGAACUUAUUGAGAUCAAGAUGAACAAUGGUGAUCAAUGA
Glycine soja is the source of this 498-nucleotide messenger RNA. RefSeq names its product E3 ubiquitin ligase Rnf157-like. Gene Ontology annotation, biological process: protein ubiquitination. Bases 1 to 498 code for a protein of 165 amino acids. Lineage: Eukaryota; Viridiplantae; Streptophyta; Magnoliopsida; Fabales; Fabaceae. Gene Ontology annotation, molecular function: ubiquitin protein ligase activity. The record is from RefSeq and is a predicted model, not a curated record. The transcript is spliced from 5 exons.